CUUCUAGAUGCUCAGGCGAUUCUCCGUUGGUCACGCUUAAUUUCUUCCAUUGGCCAUACACAACACCAUACUAUAUGACUCACAUAUGAGUUGCAAACGUCUGACAACAAAAGACAUUAUAAACAACUCAAUCACCAGUGAUUCCAUUCAGCUUCACUAAAGUCCAGCGAUAUCAUUAGGCUCUUGAAUCGUUGUUACUAGAGCAAAGUCACAUUUGGGAUUGUUAUUUGAUUACUUCUCCGAGUUACCACCUUGAACAACAAUGUCCGCCGCAACUAGCGCAGCACAUAAUCAUGCCUCAAGCGUGGAUGCCAGCAUAUUCUCCGCCACCGGUAUGGUCGCUCUUAUAACUGGUGGCGGUACAGGCAUUGGUCUUAUGAUGGCCAAGGCUCUUGCGCAAGCCGGAGCACACCGCGUCUACAUCCUCGGCCGUCGGACUGAAGUUCUCAACGAGGCGGUAGCAUCCAUCAAUCGUCCCGGAGUGGUGGUGCCGAUAACGGCCGACGUGACUUCCAAGGCCUCCCUCGCCGAAGCUGUCAAGGCUGUUGAGAGGGACACUGGCCACCUGAACCUCCUGAUUUGCAACUCUGGCAUCGGAGGUCCUCCAUCGGAGCCGCAGAUCACAGCGCAUACGACCAUUGAACAGUGGAGGAAUCAGCAACUCUCAGCAGACCCGGCUGACUGGAACCAGACGUUCAAUGUCAACGUCACGAGCGUGUGGUUUACAACAAUGGCUUUCCUGUUACUCCUUGACUCGGGCAAUAAAAGGGGAAACAUCGCGCAGACAUCACAGGUCGUCGUGACGAGCUCCGUGGCUGCCUUUAACCGAAAGGCUCCGGGCGGCUGGGCGUAUGGACAGUCAAAAGCAGCUGUCACUCAUCUGGUGAAGCAGCUCGCAGUUGCUCUCCCGCAAUGGAACAUUCGGGUCAACUGUAUUGCACCUGGAUUAUUCCCUAGUGAAAUGUCGACACAUUGGGUUCAAGUCGCUAAGCAAGGCGAUUCAACAUGGGAUGAGAGCAAGCCACUUCCGGUUGGGCGCGAAAACGUACCCCUUGGUCGCAUGGGCAACAGUGACGAGAUGGGUGGCACGAUAUUAUACCUGGCCUCGAGGGCUGGUGCUUGGCUCAGCCAGGUCAGCGCCGAAUACACCUGGCCUUCCCCUCACGAUGAGCUGGAAGAUAUCCUGUCCCUGCAAUCCGGUCUUUAUGCCCACAACUUUGCAGCAGGUGUAACACCCUGCCUUCAGGGCGGCAAUGUCAAAGGACGCCAAAAUGCCGCCGAAUGGAUCCGCACUGCCUUUCACGACAUGAUCACCCAUUCUGCAGACAAUGAAGGUCCUUCUACCGGUGGCCUUGAUGGGUCAAUCUGGUUCGAGCUCGACCGUCCUGCAAACUCUGGCCUGGCAUUCAACAACACCUUCAGUUUCUUCUCAAGCCUCUACUCCCGACGCGCCUCCGCCGCAGACCUCCUAGCGAUGAGCGUUGUAGUCUCGCACAGCGCCUGCGGGGGCCCAAUCAUCCCCAGGAUUCCAUUCCGCGCUGGCAGGAUCGAUGCCUCCGAGGCAGGACCGACUGGUGUUCCUGAGGCGUUCACGCCUCUGGAUGAGACUGCUGUCCAAUUCCGAAAGGCUGGACUCUCCGAAAAGGAGAUGAUCCAGCUCGUGGCGUGCGGACAUACCCUUGGCGGCGUGCACAGUAACAAUCACCCACAGAUCGUGCCCGGCGACAGCAGCAUCUGGAACGAUACGGUCGAGACGUUCGACAGGACGCCGCACAGCUUCGACAAUCGGAUUGCGACAGAGUACGUCCAGGGAGUGACGAUGAAUCCUCUCGUCAUCGGGCGGAACGAUACGCUCAACUCGGACAAGCGCAUCUUUGGUUCUGACGGGAACAAGACGAUCAGUGAACUGGCGUCUCAGCAAAGUACCUUUGACGAGGUCUGCGCAAAUGUCUUUCGCAAGAUGAUUGAUACGGUGCCUGCGGGUGUGGAGCUGUCAGAACCCAUCGAAGCUGUCGACGUGAAACCGUACAUCAUCGAUCUCUCGGUGGACAACGAUGGAAAUUUGCAAUUUGCAGGUCGCAUCCGGGUAAGGACGACAGACGGGAGAGAUGAGAAUAGCUUGGCCGUGACUCUCGCUCUCACCGACCGACAUGGUGAAACCCUCCCGAGUCUAGAGGCCGCCUACACGGGAAAUGCGACUGGUCUUUACGGUGAGACGUUUGCUUGGUACGAGUACCGCAGCACUCUCGACGGGGAGAGAGGCAUCGGAAAAUUUGAUAUUCACGUCAUGGAAGCCGACGGCACAGUUGAAGUCCACAGCAAUGGCGGGAAAGGAUUCCUGCUAGACGACUCGGUAGUUUACCAGGGUGCUGCCUCGUGUGUCUCUCGCACGAGCUCAGGCGGCUUCAGAAGCGCUACCAUCACGGCAGCGGUCCGCAAGGAAAAGGCAGAUGUGUCACUGUCAGUAGACGUGGUCCGGUUCCAAAGUCGACAGGGUGUCGUCGUCAGAGGGAUGGUGCUUGAAAGACUGGCUCUCCAGGCCAGUGAGACACAUGGAGACUGGGUAAUAUUCAGUGCUCCUGUUCAGCUUGCGUCAACGGCAUGGUCCACAACAUUUGAUAUCGUCCAGCAUGAACUGGACGGAAAGGGAUCAAAGUUGGAGUUUAUUAGGACUGAAUUAUGUCCUCGAAACUAG
Molecule: messenger RNA, 2695 nt
Organism: Pyricularia grisea
Lineage: Eukaryota; Fungi; Ascomycota; Sordariomycetes; Magnaporthales; Pyriculariaceae
Exons: 4
Coding region: 263-2695 (810 amino acids)
Biological process (GO): response to oxidative stress
Molecular function (GO): peroxidase activity; heme binding
Source: RefSeq, a predicted model, not a curated record